AUGGUCGUAACAGAAAAAGAGCACUAUGAAGAGGUUGUACGAACAGCUGAACAAUUUCUAUCACCAGCUGAAACUGCUGUACUUAAACUGGGCCUAUCUCUUCGAAUAUAUUCAGCUCGCGUUGAAAUGUUCUCUCAAAUGGCUCAAAAUAAAAAUGCGUCCCAUUUGGGCUGCGAUAUUUUAGUCGAUGUUGGUGGCAAAUUCACCUGCUCUUUGGAAGACAUCGACCGACUUAUAAAUGAGGAUGACUGGAAACACACAGACACCUACAGUAUAGACCACUUUUACCUAGGAAAACAAGAAACCGACAAAACGAUCAUAUUGUACGGACAAGUAGGAACCAAAGAUUUUGUUCAGUUUCACGAGAAGCUGAAAUCCGUCGCCGAAACUAAGAAAAUUAACUACAUUCUUCGCCAUUAUGUCAAAAACAGGCCUAAUAGAAGAUUGCGUUUAUCCGGUUAUGGAGUCGAAUUACAAAUGAAAUCUACAGAAUAUAAAGCGACCGAUGAUUCGGAUAUUAAAGAUAAUUCGAAUGAAGGAACAGAUGAAUCGAACGAAGGCGUCGAGGAACUGGACGGAAUCAACUUUUCAAUCCUUAAAAAACUCUAUCCGGACAAACAGGAAGAACUAGAUCAGUGGCAAACUCAUCUUUUGGAAACCAGUCACGAGAUUGGGGCUUUGAAAGUCUGGCAGUUUCAGGAAUUGAGUCACCAGGCGGCAGAGAGAAUAAUGAAUUCGCCGCCUACAGAAGCCAUCAAAGUCCUGACUGAUAUCGCUCAAAAUUUUCCAAUGCAGGCAAAGUCACUCAUUAAGACGAAAGUCAAUCCCGAAAUGAAGAAAGAAAUGAACCUGAAUCAGGAGAUUUUCACUGCGAGUUUGAAUCUUCAACCGACAGACACUGCCAUUUUUAUUAACGGAUUGUUUUUUGAUCUGGAAGCCAUCGACGUUCUUACACUUUUGGAAUCCUUGAGAGCUGAACUCAGAAUUAUGGAGGCUCUCCAUAAAAUUGGAUUCAGUAACAAAAAAAUGGGAAAACUCCUGUCUUUGGAUCUGUCUGGAAACGUGGACAGUCAGGAUUUCGCGAUAGACAUAAGAGACUCGGCAAUAAUCUGGGUGAAUGAUAUCGAAAACGAUUCUCGUUACAGUAGAUGGCCAGCUUCCCUGACAGAACUUUUGCGUCCAACUUUCCCCGGAAUGCUAAGAAAUGUUCGUCGAAAUCUGUACAAUUUGGUGAUGAUAAUCGACCCAUUAAGUCCAGAAUCGAUGCCUCUUUUUUCUCUGGCUGAAUCUCUCUAUUCUCACUCUGCUCCUCUUCGACUUGGUUUCGUCUUCAUUAUGAAUUAUGACACUUCUCUCACUGGACUACAAGAUCCGAGCAUCGCUGUCAAUAAUGCUUUCCAUUAUUUUGCGGAAAGCAAAACUCCCAAAGAGGCUCUUCACUUUUUAUCGGAGUUGAGCAAUUUUAUCGGUCCCGAAGGGCCGGAAGUGAGUGAUGUGAAGAAGGCAAUCAAAGCAAGAGAUCCAAAGGCGGAUAUUAGUUACAUUUUGGGCGAGGAAUCCGAAUACGAUGUGGGUCGACACCUCGCGAGUGAUUUCGUGAAACGCACAGGUUUCAAAACCUAUCCGCAAGCUCUGCUCAAUGGCAUCCCUCUCGCCUCAAAUCUACUGAAUGCAGAAUCCUUCGAAGAGGCAGUUUUGUCGACGAUAAUGACGCAAACUCCAGCAAUUCAAAAAGCAGUUUACAAAGGCGAAUUGACCGAAGGAGACGACGUUAUUGAAUAUCUGAUGAGCCAGCCGAACGUGAUGCCCAGGCUGAAUGAGCGAGUUCUUAAAAUGGAGAAGGACAUGUGGUUGAAUCUGAUCGGAACAGUUCCCGAAGAUACGGAUUUCGUCAAGUGGAGUCCACAAGAUAUUUCCUCGUGGAUUAUGAAAAAGUCCCGCUACAUUUUUGUACCGCGUAAGAGUAGUGCGCGACAUUUGUAUUCCUUCUGGGUCGUUUUAGACUUGAAAUUGGCUGAAGGCAGGAAAUUGCUCCAUGAAACGCUCGAGUACUUGGUAGGAAAUUCAGAUGCGAGAGCUGCACUGAUAAUAAACAGUGCAAGCGAGAAAACUUCAAAACCUGGUAUAAACGAAAUAGCAAUUGCUGCUUUGAAUAUAUUGCCUCCAGAAAAGUCGAUGGAUUACCUUCGAAAUUUGAUCAAGGGUGAAGUAGUAGCCAAAAUCGAAGGAAAUCACUUUAAUAUAGAAGAUGAAUCGAUCUCGAAUAAAUUGGAAGAUCAGCAGUAUUUAUCGGAUAUUCUUAAUGUACAUAGUCACUAUUCGAAAAUGGUUUUAAAACUUUCUUCAGGAACUAGAGCUGUAGUUUGCAAUGGUCGGAUAAUUGGUCCUCUUGAUAAAGAGGAAGAAUUUACAAGUGAAGAUUUUUCGCUUUUGGAAAGAUACAGUCAGAGUACUUAUGGUGAUAAACUGUUUAAAACUCUGAUAAAAAGCGAUCUUCUUGAGGAGGAUGACGAAUAUGAAAAGAACGAUGUGACGGACGAUAUGAUCAUGAAAAUCUCGUCUCUUCUUGUACCAAGACCACAAACUCGUAGUCGAUUUGACGUAGUUUUUCAUGGAGAUGAACACAGUGCCAUAAAAAUUCCAGCAGCGAAACCAGAUGAAGUGGCUUUUGAUUUAGUCGCAAUCGUAGACCCAGUUUCGAGAGGAGCUCAAAAAUUGGGUCCAAUUUUGCACACUUUACAGAAAUCUCUGAACUGCAACAUCAAACUUUUCCUGAAUUGCUUGGACAAAAAUAGUGAUAUGCCGCUCAAAAGUUUUUAUCGGUUUGUUCUUGAACCUGAAUUGCAAUUUACUGCCGAUGGAGAGAUAAACGGAGCGAUUGCUAAAUUCACGAAAUUACCAACUUCUUCUCUUUUAACUCAACAUAUUCACGCACCAGAAAAUUGGCUUGUGGAAGUUGUUCGCAGUGUCUAUGAUUUAGACAAUAUUAAACUCGAUAAUGUUGCGAUGGGUGUUCAUAGCGAAUUCGAAUUAGAAUAUUUACUACUCGAAGGACAUUGUUUCGAAGCGUCGAUGGGAAAUCCGCCUCGAGGAUUGCAAAUAACUCUAGGUACGGAAAGUCAACCCAUUAUGGUUGAUACGAUCGUGAUGGCAAAUUUAGGAUAUUUCCAAUUGAAGGCAAAUCCUGGCGAGUGGAUUUUGCGCCUUCGUCAGGGAAGAUCGGCAGAUAUAUAUGACAUAACAACUGUCGAUGGCCAGGAUGUUAUUCAUGAAGGGGCUGAUGUCAAAGUUCUCCUAAGUUCGCUAAGAAGCCACGUUCUCAAAUUAAAAGUCUCGAAAAAACCAGACAAAGCUAACAUGGAUCUUUUGUCUGACGAUGACAAAAAUUCGGGACUCUGGAAUUCCAUUUCGAGGACAUUUACAAAUGAAGAGUCUGAGGAACAGGAUGAGAAGAUCAACAUCUUUUCCCUCGCUUCCGGCCACUUGUACGAACGCUUUUUGAAAAUUAUGAUGCUGAGUGUAAUCAAACAUACCAAGACUCCUGUUAAGUUCUGGUUUUUGAAAAACUACUUAUCCCCAACAUUAAAAGAUUUUCUGCCACAUAUGGCAAAGACUUACGGUUUUGAAUAUGAACUUGUACAGUACAAAUGGCCCCGUUGGCUUCACCAGCAAACUGAAAAACAAAGGACAAUUUGGGGCUACAAAAUCCUAUUUUUGGAUGUUCUGUUUCCUCUGGAUGUGAAGAAAAUCAUUUUCGUCGACGCUGACCAGGUGGUCAGGGCGGAUUUGAAGGAACUGGUAGAUAUGGAUUUAGGAGGAGCUCCCUAUGCCUACACUCCUUUCUGCGAGAGCAGAAAAGAAAUGGACGGAUUCCGUUUCUGGAAACAAGGAUACUGGAGAAAUCACCUUCAAGGGCGUUCCUAUCAUAUCAGCGCUUUGUACGUCGUCGAUUUAAAACGUUUCCGACGAGUCGCAGCGGGAGACAGAUUACGAGGACAGUAUCAAGCUUUAAGCCAAGAUCCGAACAGUCUCUCCAAUUUGGAUCAGGAUCUUCCAAAUAAUAUGAUUCACCAAGUCGCCGUGAAGUCACUGCCUCAAGAGUGGCUUUGGUGUGAAACUUGGUGCGACGAUGCAUCCAAAAAACAUGCUAAAACAAUCGAUUUGUGCAAUAAUCCAAUGACGAAAGAAGCCAAACUACAGGCUGCGAUGCGUAUUCUGCCAGAAUGGGUUGGUUAUGACGAAGAAAUAAAAAAUUUACAACUAAGGAUAGAACAUGAAAGUAGACAAAAUGAAGGGGAAGAAGUUGAAAGUCACAGUGAUUCCAAAAAGCACCAAGAAUUGUAAAUUCUUUAAAAGGAUGAACAUUUUAUUCCAAGGUGUACGUAAUUUUUUUAAAGAAAGCGCCAAGUCUCGUCAUGUUGAGGAACUUGGAAUAAUGAACUAUUGUGAAUGUUGAAUAAUGAAAUUUGUCUCAUAAGAUCAUUUCCGUCUCGCAAUGGUGUUCCAAUUUUGCGAGAGCCAAGGAUUUUGUCCUCCCAGGACCUUGUGAUUUAAUAUUAUUUGUAAUCUGUAAGUAAUAAGCUUGCCAGAUUUUUGUAAAGAAUUCCUUUUUAAUUAUAAGAAUGACCUGAUGAGUAUUUUCUAAUGAAAA
Belonocnema kinseyi is the source of this 4651-nucleotide messenger RNA. It is a transcript of the gene Uggt, whose product is annotated as UDP-glucose:glycoprotein glucosyltransferase. The record is from RefSeq and is a predicted model, not a curated record. The coding region runs from base 1 to 4344 and encodes 1447 amino acids. NCBI's taxonomy places the organism in Eukaryota, Metazoa, Arthropoda, Insecta, Hymenoptera, Cynipidae. The transcript has 20 exons. Gene Ontology annotation, molecular function: UDP-glucose:glycoprotein glucosyltransferase activity. Gene Ontology annotation, cellular component: endoplasmic reticulum.